Molecule: messenger RNA, 141 nt
Organism: Arvicola amphibius (Eurasian water vole)
Lineage: Eukaryota; Metazoa; Chordata; Mammalia; Rodentia; Cricetidae
Product: thymosin beta-15A-like
Exons: 2
Coding region: 1-141 (46 amino acids)
Biological process (GO): actin filament organization; regulation of cell migration
Cellular component (GO): cytoplasm
Molecular function (GO): actin monomer binding
Source: RefSeq, a predicted model, not a curated record
AUGGCUGACAAAUUUGACGUGUCUGAAGUUGAAAAAUUUGACAGAUCAAAACUGAAAAAAAUUACUACCGCAGAAAAAAAUACACUUCCAUCAAAGGAAACCAUCCAACAAGAAAAGGAGCUCAAGGAGAAAACAACAUAA